AGCUUGUGGAGAACUUUGUCCUAGUUUUGAAAAACAAGUGGGGUAUAAAUAGGAAGGGUCCAGGAGAGUUUUUAUUGAUCUCAGACAACUGGAGAGAAAAUCUGCACUGACCGAAGACUCUGAGAAAAAAACAACACACGGUGUUGGUGGAGAGGAGUGAUGUGGAGGUCUCUGGGCCUCACCCUGCUGGCCAGCCUGUUGGUGGCCUGUGGGGGUGAGAGUGAGACAGAUGGAGCGAGAUGUAAACCUGCGGCUGUGUGGAAGGUUGGUGAAGUGGAGCCGCUGAAGAACAGCCUGGGACGAGUGACCAUAGUGGCCUUCCUCCAGGCCAGCUGAUUGUUCUGCCUGUCGCAGGCCGCCAGACUGGACGACCUGCGCAAGAAGCUGGAGGCUGCAGGCUUAGCAAACAUCACAUACAUGGUGGUGAACAGCCAGGAUGGAAACUCAAUCCGUCUUCACUCUCUGCUGGAGAAUAAACUCUCAGAUAACAUUGACCUGUACAAGCAAAACCCUGAAGAUCCUGAUGUGUGGAGCGUAGCCAAUGCUGAGAAGGAUGACAUCCAGAUCUAUGACAGAUGUGGACGUCUCACACAUCACCUGUCUCUGCCGUAUACGAUCCUGAGCCAGCCGCAUGUGGAGGAAGCCAUCAGAAACACCUACUGCACCGCUGUGUGUGGAGACUGUGAGCUGGAGCAAUCUGAUCACGUAGAGGCAUGUAACAGGACCAAGGAGGAGAAAACAGAGGAGGAAUCACCACAAACAGAACAUCAUCAUCAUCACCACAGCCAUCAUGGGGGUCAUCACCAUGAGGGUCAUCACCAUGGAGGUCAUCACCAUGGCCACCAUCCCCAUGAUGUUGGAGAGAGGCAUAGUCACAGUGGCUCAAGUCACCAGCAUGGCCAGGAUAGCCGAGUCAUUGUAGGACAAGUGCAAAGAGGCUCUUUCGAUCUGAGCCAGGUUGAGAGGAGGCAAUUAGAUUUGGGACAGGCCCAUGUGGGGCAGAUAGAUUUGGGUCAGGUUGGAAUUGGACAUCUUGACCUGGGGCAUGUAGGUGAUGAUGUAGGGAACCAGCAGGUGAUGCAGCGUCCCUGAGCUUCCAGGUGAAAAUUCCCAUUCCUGUGUCAGCAGGGGGCGCUCUCCGACCCCUCUAGCUGAUGCUGACACUGACGGCGUCUGAUUGGCCAGCACCUUAAUGAGAGGCCAAUCUGACACUGUGCUGAGCCUCUGGCUGCUCCCUGUCUCUGACAGGGCCUCACAGUGGACCAUAACAACAUCAGGGAAACCUGACAGUGACGAUCCGCCCACGUGGGUGACUGACAGCAGGCUCAGCCAGUCUGAGACUGACCUGCAGGGAUUAGCCAAUGAGAAUGACAGGUGAUGUAAGCAGGGACGAGAAUUUAGACAGAUGACGCACUAGCAACUUUCUGUUUAGAUCAGCAGCACCCUCUGGUGGUCAAAAUCUGACCAAUUAGAGACCUGAAUUUCAUCCUAAUUCUUUGUUAAGUGGCAGUUUUAGAUUUAAACAUUAUCCUUUAGUACAAAUUGUCUCAGCUGACUGCUAACUGAAAUGUAUAGCAAAUAGCUGAUGGUAACUAAUUAGCAGGUUAGCCCUCAGUGACCCACAAAUUUAAUAAUAACUAAUAAAAUAUUAUUAGUAAUUCAACCUGCUACAGAAAGUUGCCAAUGUAUCAAAGUAUCACCUGAACCCUGACAGGAAAGCACCAACAAGUAUUGACCCCAGGUUUGUCCCAGAAAUGAACCACCACAUCUUCUAAUAAGAUCUAACCCUCAUAAGACAACAGCUACUAAAGAUUCAUCUUCUGCAAUAAAAAAAAGGCCUGAGAAACUAAUCCCCUGGCACACACUCAGUAUGUCCAAUAAAUUAGGUGAUGUGUUGGUUCAUGCUGGUGGCGAUCUGAGCGGCCAUGUUGGCAUGUUCCUCCUCCGCUGUGACUCUCUGUGGCUUUAAUGAUGUCAGAUGCAGAAACUACACUGUAGUGGUGUCUGUCUGAUCCUCAGCCAAUCAGAGAGAACGAGGAACAUCACACAACAUGAACACUGGAAAUGUAGAAGAUUUAGGAGUGAGCUUUGUUUUU
Tachysurus vachellii is the source of this 2096-nucleotide messenger RNA. It is a transcript of the gene selenop, whose product is annotated as selenoprotein P. Gene Ontology annotation, molecular function: selenium binding. The record is from RefSeq and is a predicted model, not a curated record. The transcript is spliced from 5 exons. Gene Ontology annotation, biological process: selenium compound metabolic process. Gene Ontology annotation, cellular component: extracellular region. NCBI's taxonomy places the organism in Eukaryota, Metazoa, Chordata, Actinopteri, Siluriformes, Bagridae.